GGUUGGCGCCUCGCAGCAGGGCAGUGAUGCCCAAUGCUGAACUCUUGCAGGUUUCCAGCUCGGCAGCAGCCGCCGGACCCCCGACCCCAUCCUCGCUGGACAAGAAGGCAAAGAACCUGGCAAACACGACGCUGUCGCCGGGCCCCGGGCAGGGGAGCGAUUUGCCGGCCAGCUCGGCCGCCCGCGAGGGAAACCGCAGCUUCGAGCAGGCGCAGAGCAAGGAGGACGUCGCUCAGCUGAAAUGCCGCCUGCAGAAGCUCCGAGCGCUGACGCGAAAGGCCAAGCUGCCCGUCGCCGCCUCCCCGGAGACGUGUGCUGCCCUUCGGAGCCGCCUCGAGCAAGCGCGGGCACUGGAAGCCAAGAUCCGCCAAAGGCGGGUGGAGGAGAAGGCAUCUGAGCCGGAGCCAUCCAGAGAGCCCCCGGCUGCAGCCAGGGACAAGGCACCUGCCUACCAGAGGUUCCACACCCUCGCCCAGGACGUGCCCCCCGGGCUGACGCUGCCCUACAAGUACAAGGUGCUGGCCGAGAUGUUCCGCAGCAUGGACACCAUCGUGGGCAUGCUCUUCAACCGUGCCGAGACCAUCACCUUCGCCAAGGUCAAGCAGGGCGUCCAGGACAUCAUGCGCAAGCAGUUCGAGCAGCGGCACGUGGGCCAGAUCAAAGCUGUGUACCCUGCCUCCUACACGCUGCGCCAGGACAACAACAUCCCUACCUUCGGGGCGGGCAUGAAGCGAUCCGGCUACCAGCUCACCAUCGAGCCCGUGCUGGGGGAAGAGGAGAAGGUAGACGGCCGUCCCCACCUGUCGGCAUCGCGCUUACUGGAGCGCCGCAAGGUUUUCAGCAGGAACCUAGUGAACCUGGUCAAGCAGCAUCACAAGACCUUCCUGGCAUCUCUGAGCCCGCCCCUGGCCGUGCCCGAUGACCAGCUGACCCGGUGGCACCCCCGCUUCAACGUGGAUGAGGUGCCGGAUGUGGUGCCGGCCGAGCUGCCGCAGCCUCCGGCAGUGGACAAACUGACCACGGCCCAGGAGGUGCUGACCAAGGCCCGGAGCAUGAUGUCGCCCAAGAUGGAAAAGGCCCUCGCCAACCUGGCCUUGAGAACAGCCGAAACCGGUGCCACGGAGCAGGAGGCGCCCAAGGCGGCCGCACCCCUGGCUGGCACCCCCAGUGCCCUGAGAGGGGUGUCCCAGUCCCUGCUAGAGCGGGUCCGAGCCAAGGAGGCGCAGAAGCUGCAGGCCCUGAUGACGCGGGCACCGGAGCGGGAGCAGCGACUGGCCAUGCUGGUGCGGCUGCCGGAGAUGGCGCGGCUGCUGCGCACCGUGUUCGUGGCAGAGAAGAAGCAGGCGCUGACGGUGGAGGUGGCCUGCGCUCACAUGGCUGGCAGCUACCGCACCACACUGGCGCCUGGUGAGAUGGAGAAGCACCUGCGCCUCUUCUCGGAGGUGCUGCCUGACUGGGUCAGCCUCCACCCAAUCCGCCAGGACACCUAUGUCAAGCUGGACAAGAGCAAGGACCUCAAUGUCAUCGUGGAGAGACUGAGCAAGCUGAUCCAGGAGGAGGAGAGGCUCUGAUCCCCGCUGGGCUGGGGUGGAUGGGGGUGAGCGGGGUUGGGAUUGCAGACCUCGCUUAGUGCAAUCCGUGCCAGGAACGUAGCAGGCGCCGUGUGAGCGGGGCCCUGUAGGGAAGCCCCUUGGGGCUGCUGGUGCUCUUGGCUGCUGCAGCGGGAAGGCAGGUAGACGGGCACCUUUGUUUUAACUUGUGCUUUUACCCCAAUCCUGCUGGACGCUGCCCCCGCUCGCACAGGAGGGCAGCUGGGUCCUGGCUCUGCCUGGAGCAAGUGAACCAGACGCGUCUCCUUGCAGCUCUGUGCUCCUGGCUCCUCGGAGUAACGGGCUGCACGUGAGUCCAACCCUGCCCUGGGCUGUGACCUGGCCGACUCCUGAGCCGCAUGGGCAUGAGUCCCCCAGAGGCUUUAACAGCUCAGCUCUGUGGAGGGAGUCUUAUUGUCUGUUUCUUCCGUUAAUUGAACGCCCUCCAAGGCAGCCAGUGCUUGUUACCGGUGGAGUUUCCUUUUUAAAAUCACAGGUGCUUCCGUCACUUUUUAUGCAUUAUUCCGGGUUUGGGAAGGGGUGCAUCUACUGCCCUCGCGCUGGCCAGGCGCCUCGGCUGUGUGCAUAGUUUUCCAUGUGUUCGUAUUAAACUUAAUUGCUUCCACAAAGGAGCCCUUACCU
Messenger RNA from Gavialis gangeticus (Gharial), 2231 nucleotides. RefSeq names its product DNA replication factor Cdt1-like. Gene Ontology annotation, biological process: DNA replication preinitiation complex assembly; DNA replication checkpoint signaling; mitotic cell cycle. The transcript has 9 exons. Gene Ontology annotation, cellular component: nucleus. Bases 27 to 1571 code for a protein of 514 amino acids. Gene Ontology annotation, molecular function: DNA binding; DNA polymerase binding. NCBI's taxonomy places the organism in Eukaryota, Metazoa, Chordata, Crocodylia, Gavialidae. The record is from RefSeq and is a predicted model, not a curated record.